Messenger RNA from Myotis myotis, 4994 nucleotides. It is a transcript of the gene ARSG, whose product is annotated as arylsulfatase G. Bases 764 to 2410 code for a protein of 548 amino acids. The transcript has 12 exons. Gene Ontology annotation, molecular function: arylsulfatase activity. The record is from RefSeq and is a predicted model, not a curated record. NCBI's taxonomy places the organism in Eukaryota, Metazoa, Chordata, Mammalia, Chiroptera, Vespertilionidae.
CCCACCCGCCAGCGCCCGGGUGGUGCGUGCUGCUGCCCAAGCCCUGUCCCCGCGUCUCUGCCUCUCUCUGAUCCUAUACCGGCUGCAGCCGGUCUCCGCCGGCCUCGGGGGCGCGCCGCCGCCGACCAUGUGCUGCGAGCGCCGCGGAGGAGGGGGCCUGCUGGAGCGCGCGCGCCGGCCCACGUGUACCCGGCCCGCACCGGGCGCGCGCCCGCCCUCAGCCAAGCUGGGGGUCACGGAAGGAAACCUCACAGAAACAUGAAGCCCUCAGCCACCUGGAACUCAGAAACUCACUGGGGACCGACGGCGGCUUCUGGAACGUCCAGGUGUUCUGCAGAUGUGAGGUUGUGCCCCGCACUCAGCAGCUGGAGUCCCGACCAGAUGCGAGACCUGUGCUUCGGCUCUGACAUCCCUGGGCACAGCGGGGUCACUUUCUAAUCGGCCAGAGCUGCACACAGCCAGUCAUCUUAGGGGAAAGCCACAUUUGGGGGGUGCAGCUUUCCUGACUCUCUUGAGUUAGGAUUCUAGAUGGGGCCUCAUUUCUGCAGCUCCCACCCUCCACAUAGGCGGCACCGCCACCCCCGCCCCCACCAGCACGCGGGGCGGGCCUCAGCAUUCCCAUCUUUACAGUGAGGGUAUUGCAGUAUCUUCUUGCAAAACACCAGCCUCCCUGCGUUGAGAGUGAGCCAAAGGGGACUCUCAGAGACGCCUCUCGUGGUGGCCCGCCGUCAUCCCAUAGAACCGGAACCCGCCCCUUCCCACCAUGGCCUGGCUUUUUCUAAAGGUUUUAUUGGUGGGGGUGAGUUUCUUGGGAUGUCUUUAUCCUCUUGUGGAUUUUUGCUUCAGUGGGGAAACAAGAGCCCCGAAACCAAAUUUCGUGAUCAUUUUGGCAGAUGACAUGGGGUGGGGUGACCUGGGAGCAAACUGGGCAGAAACAAAGGACACUGCCAACCUUGAUCAGAUGGCCGCCGAAGGAAUGAGGUUUGUGGAUUUCCACGCAGCUGCUUCCACCUGUUCACCCUCCCGGGCCGCCCUGCUCACCGGCCGGCUGGGCCUGCGCAACGGAGUCACACACAACUUUGCAGUCACCUCUGUGGGGGGCCUUCCGCUCAACGAGACCACCUUGGCCGAGGUGCUGCAGCAGGCCGGCUACGUCACCGGGAUGAUAGGCAAAUGGAAUCUUGGGCAUCACAGCUCUUAUCACUCCAACUUCAGUGGGUUUGAUUACUACUUCGGAAUCCCAUACAGCCACGAUAUGGGCUGCACAGAUAGCCCCGGCUACAACCUCCCUCCUUGCCCGGCAUGCCCCCGGGACGAGGGACCAUCAAGGAGCCCCGACAGGGACUGCUACACGGACGUGGCCCUUCCUCUGUAUGAGAACCUGCGCAUUGUGGAGCAGCCCGUGAACCUGAGCAGCCUCGCGCACAGGUACGCCGAGAAAGCCACCCAGUUCAUCCAGCGUGCCAGCGCCAGCGGGAGACCUUUCCUGCUCUACGUGGGCCUGGCCCACAUGCACGUGCCCCUAACCAGGACCCGGCUGUCGGCAGACCCACAGGGCCGCGCGCCGUACGCUGCGGGCCUCCGGGAGAUGGACGGCCUGGUGGGCCAGAUCAAAGACGGAGCUGACCGCACGGCGAAGGGAAAUACGUUCCUCUGGUUUACAGGAGACAACGGCCCGUGGGCUCAGAAAUGUGAGCUGGCAGGCAGCGUGGGUCCCUUCACCGGAUCGUGGCAAGUUCCUCGAGGGGGCAGUCCAGCCAAGCAGACCACCUGGGAAGGAGGGCACCGGGUCCCGGCGGUGGCGUACUGGCCCGGCAGAGUCCCCGGCAAUGUCACCAGCGCCGCCUUGUUAAGUGUGCUGGACAUCUUCCCCACCGUGGUGGCCCUGGCCGGUGCCAGCCUGCCCCGAGGCCGCCACUUCGACGGUCUGGAUGCCUCCGACGUGCUCUUUGGCGGGUCGCAGACUGGGCACAGGGUGCUGUUUCACCCCAACAGUGGGGCAGCGGGAGAGUACGGAGCCCUGCAGACUGUCCGCCUGGAGCGUUACAAGGCCUUCUACAUCACUGGAGGAGCCAGAGCCUGCGACGGGAGUGUGGGGCCUGCGCGGUCUCACGAGCCCCCCCUUAUUUUCAACCUGGAAGAUGAUGUUACGGAAGCUGUGCCUCUGGACACAGGCAGUGCGGAGUACCAGCGCGUGCUGCCCCAGGUCAGGGAGGUUCUUGCCAACGUCCUGCACGACAUUGCUGGGGACAACGUCUCCAGAGCGGACUACACGCUGGACCCGGCGGCAGCUCCCUGCUGUGACCCCCACCAGACUGCCUGCCGCUGCCAGACCGCCUCCCAGCCCGUGUUCCCAGGAGCAGGAGCAGCAGGAAAUGAAACGGCAAGUGCACGUCCACCCUCUUUCUAGUGACGUACGCUUUGUAAGUCUCAGGAUUUAGGCGGGAAGCCACCACCUUGCAUCCCCCACUGUCCCGUCUGCAUGAUGGCUUGGGAGGUCAGCUGCCAAGAGCUGUAACGGGGACCCUACGGGCUCAGAGGCAGCCCAGGGUCAAGGCCCGGCUUUUGAACUUGGGCCAUGACUUACCCUGCCUUGCGAGCUGAUUUUGAGGAUUCGGUAAGGCAGUUCAUGAAAGUGCCAGGCAUAUUACCUGACACGUGAGGCAGGCACUUAAUUCGUUUUAGUCUUCUUCUUUUUUUUUAAUGCACCCAGUUUCACUCGUCAUUUUAGUAGAGAUUUGUGCCAACUGGUAUCUAGGCAACGCUUCUCCAUCUUUAACACGCAUACGAAUCACCGGGAGCUUGUGAAUGGAGCGAUUCUGAUCCAGGAGGUCUGGGUUGGGGCCUGACCACCUCCAUCUCUAGGCCACCCCUGGGGGUGCUUGGGUGGCGUGGGUGUUGACUAGACAACGUGAGCGGCUCCAGGUCUCCAAGCAGAAGAGCCCACAGAUCAGUCCAUGGCCCGACCCGCCACCCCGACCCCCUUUAAAGGUCAAAUGGCUGUGUUUCAAAGACUUGAGGAGUUCUUCCUGCUUCCUAAAACCAUGAAGAAAUAAAUUUUCAGAGCCUUAAAAAUGCAUUGCCAUGAUUUUAUUAUUAGUGUCCUAAAUGGGACUCAAAGGUAGUACGUGAUUUAUUCCAAUCACUGCCAAAAAAAAAAGUACUUCGCCUGGUUAAAAUAGUCUCUAUGUACGUAACAUACAAGAAGUACAAUUCGAAGACAUUUUCCUAUAGAUACAUUUUUACACAGCAUACAUUGAAAAAGGAUGCCGCUUUUAAUACAAAAUUCCGGCUAUAGACCAAUAUGAUUAGUUAGCAAUUGACAUUAUGGCUGUAAUAUAGUUCCAAUAGCAGGAUGCGUACGCGGUGUCUCCCGUACCCACUGGCAGCCGGGACUGGGGGUGGGGGGGGCAUGGUGAGCAGUGAGCCACGUCCUGUGGCUUAAGCAGGGGGCACCUGGGAUUCCUGCCCCCACUCUGCGCCCACCAUCGCACGCCAUUCUUCCACCUUCCUGGUUUUCUCCAAAACCACCUGAUGGGGGGUGUCCUGAUUUCUGAGGCGCGCUUCUCAUCAUGACUGCUUCGCUUUGCCCUUCUGACUUCCACGGCACAAUAUUAUCUACCGAAAUCAAAACAGAAUGGCCUUACUCUCCCCAGGAAGAGGCGGCUGAGCAGGCUGCAUCAGCAGCAGGUCUGUGCCUGCAGGGUGGGUAGGGGAGACUGGCACACAGGCCACAGGCAGCCACCCGUCUCACUCAGGCGCAGGCGAGGGCGGCACCGUUUCAGAACAUACUGACUGUAGAGAAAAUAUUUGUAUGUGUAUUGAUAUGUGUAUGUGGGUGUGUUUUUUUUAAAGGCUCAUCUUGUAAACACAGGCUGCUAAAUCACUGUUAAAAAGUCAGUAAACCCUUGGUCCCAGCCCCUUCCUCUUGCCCACUAGAGUAAGACUGGUGUGGGGCAGCACGCAGCCAUAAAGGUUGGCUGGUCACCGAAACGGAGGCUGCCCGUCCUCCUGAAAGGGGGCUGUGUCUUUCUAAGGUACCAGAGGCGAUGCAUUCUCUCUUCUUUCAUUUUUCCAGGAGCAAAGUAAACCCAAGGGGAUGAGAGUGAGCUACCCAGGGACGUGUCCGUGUGUAUUUUUUAAAAUGACCCAUGUGCUCACGGCGUCCAGGCAGCCCGCAUUCACGUCUACAGAAGGGAUUUUGCCCGAGCUGAGACCAGGAUCCUCUCACUGUCCUGGCAGUGUUUAAGGAACGUGGGUAGAGAUGUGGAUUCUGGACAGAUAUGUCUAUCAUAGGCAAAGAACAGAGGCAGAGAGAGGAAGGCGUCUCGCAUCUCCAGCUGCAUGUGAUUGUGGGAGAGGCAUGGCCGGGAUGGUCCAUGUUGAGAGCGCAUCCCGGCAGCCACUCGUGUCUCUGGCCCUUGAGCGGGGAGAUGGGGAACCGCCUGCUACUGUGUCAGUGUCUCGUAGGAACAGGACCCUCUCCUCCCCAUCACCCGACACCUGCUGGCGUCUGACAGCCGAUCUAGGGAACCUCGCUCGGUGGUCUCACUCAGGGGAGCCUGACAGAGUUUAAACCAUCUUUCCCUCCUUAGGCAGAGCCCGGGCGGACAGGCCUCUGGGCCAGUUCUGAAGCGUCGCCAUGGUUUUUGUUUUUACUCCAAACAAGUGCUCUGGACCUGUUAUUUUGUGCAGGUCUAACCUUUGGCCAAGGACCCCCUCCUGCAAGCUGACAGCCGAAGUACCUGGUUCUGUAAAUACAAGGGGUGGCAAGGUCCACUCUGAUGACAGUUAAGAAUCUACUAACCUGUGUAGCAGUCACAGACUUUGACCAAAGUCACUGAAAGGGAACCUCAGUCUUAUCCCCAACUGAAUCUGACUUGCUCUGGUUCCCAGAAGAUGCGACUUCGGGUAAAUAACCACCAAUUUUGGGUGAUGGAAAAAAAAAAAACCUUCACGGUUGGUGGGGCGUGAGAACCCAAAGGCAAGGCACC